Aureobasidium uvarum is the source of this 1761-nucleotide messenger RNA. The record is from the annotation of a GenBank genome assembly. Lineage: Eukaryota; Fungi; Ascomycota; Dothideomycetes; Dothideales; Saccotheciaceae.
AUGUCUCGUUUUCCAAAGCCUCACAAGUUGGCUGUGCCAGUCAAGCCUCCUAAAGGGCAUUUUUUCUUUGCUGGACAUACCAUCGAACGUGUAAAAUGGUGGUCUUCCGGUCCUAUGAGGAAGCUAUACUUCCUCCUAGUCGUUAUGAUAAUNGUUAGUAUCAUAUUUGAUUGUUAUGAUAUGAUCCCAGACACCCCUGACACGACCUCAAGGACUAAUACCGCAAAUGGCUUCGAUGGAUCAAUGAUGAAUGGUCUUCAAAGUUUGUCUUACUGGCAAGAAUAUUUCAACUACCCAUCGGGUUCCAUCCUCGGCUUGUUCAACGCUUCCAUGAGUCUUGGCUCCUUGAUCGGUCUCUUCUUUGUGCCCUAUAUCAUUGAUUCACUUGGUCGUCGAUCGGGUAUUCUCAUUGGGUCACUUGUAAUGUGUUUGGGGGUUGGCCUCCAGACGGGUGCAGCCAACUUUGGUAUGUUCGUUGCAGCCAGACUCCUUAUCGGAUUCGGCGACUGUAUUGUGCUUGGAUCUGCUCCUCUCCUCAUUACCGAGCUUGCGCCUCCUCAAGAUCGUGCCGUCUUGGUCACUUUGUCCGGCGCAUCAUAUCAUUCUGGCGCCUUCAUUGCAAGUUGGGUCACAUAUGCUACUCUCAAGAUUCCCAGCGAUUGGGCAUGGCGCUUGCCCUCUCUGCUCCAAUGCACUUUCUCAAUCAUCAUCUCCGUCGCCGUCUUCUUCACCCCCGAGUCUCCUCGAUGGCUGAUCAGCAAAGAUCGCUCCGAGGAAGCAUUGGCUAUCAUUGCCAAGUACCAUUCUAUGUCUGGCGAUCCCGAAGACAAGCUUGUGCAGCUUGAGUACAACGAGAUUGUGGCUGCUAUCAAGAUGGAUCAAGAGGCCAAUCGUACUGGCUGGCUUGAUCUUGUCAAGACUCCAGGAAACAGGAAGCGUAUGGGUAUCAUCACGGCCAUCGGCUUCUUCUCACAGUGGUCUGGUAAUGGAAUCAUCUCAUACUAUCUUUCUACUGUGAGUCACGAUUUUGGGCUUGUAUGUAUAGCUUAUCUGACCACCCCCAGNAUCAUGAAGGACAUCGGUAUCACCUCCUCGAGCACUCAGCUUGGCAUCAAUGGCGGCAUGAAGUCUUGCUCCUUGGUCACCAACAUCGGAAUGUCCUUCUUAGCCGACAAGAUGGGUCGUCGUCCCAUGUACCUGAUCUCAACCAUCGGUACCUUUAUCGUCUUCAACAUCGCAACUAUAAUUGCGGCACGCUAUGCCGCAACACCUCAGGGCUCACUUGGUGCAGCAUUCGUGGGUAUGCUGUUCGUCUACGGCUUCUUCUACGACUUUAACACAGNNAAAUGGUCUUAUGGCUACCUACACCACCGAGAUCAUGCCUUAUGGUCUUCGUGCCAAGGGUUUCACCUGGGUAAGAGACUUUGGCGAAAGCGCAUACCACAUGACUGUACAAAGCUAACAUUCGCCANNGCUAAACUUCUGCGUCACCCUCUCUCUCUUCUUCAGUUAGCACUCAAGUGGAAGUACUAUAUCUGCUACUGUGUCUUCCUUGCCUUCGAGGUCGCUGUCAUCUACCUCUUCCUCGUCGAGACCCGCUACACGCCCCUGGAGGAGAUUGCAAAGUACUUUGAUGGCGAAGACAGGACUCUUGAUGUUGCUGCUGUUGCCAAUGAACAGGUCAAGCAUGAUGGAGAUGGAGAAAUCAAGGAGNNAAAAAGUUUGACUGUGCAGCAAGUCGAGAUUGUCGAGAAGGUUUGA